CAGUGAAAAACUCAAAGGACCUCAGUUUUGGGUGCUAUUGCCAGCUGGACUGAAGCUCUGUAUCCAGUUUCUUAGAGUAGCAUUCCCCUUUAAGCCUGCUGCCCCGCUGAAAGAUAGCCCAUUGUCUCAAGUCCACCCAUCUGUGGGGGUGGCUCAGCGAAAGUUUGCUGAAGAAAUGUUGAAGCUGUCACUGGAUGUCGGUGGGAGACUGAUGGAGGACGGGGGCAGACCAGACGCAAACACCGACAUUGAAACUGGUUUUAAGGGGAGCCAAUGCAACGAAAACGCCCCGUGGAAACAGACGAUGUUAAGGCCUGAGUUGGAGAAGUUUGUUGGAGUUGACACAGUUUGAGUGCAUGGCCGCAACAAAGGCGGAAAGUUCCUCCAGCCCAGAUGGACUUAAUUUGAAUUGACAAUCGCCGCUGUGUUGGAAAGCCAUUAAAUGCUUCUCAAAUACAGGCCAGUGUCCUGACAAGAUGACCCGUUUGAACUGCGGGCUUCACGCCUCCGGACAAGGAGUCUGCCUCAUUCACGUCUUCAUCGCAUUUCUCCUAGGAAACUGCAGAGUGUUGGGGAUAUCCCAUGAACCAGAGAGAUUUCUGCAGGAUAUUCCCCAGUAUGAAGUCGUUCACCCCACUCGAGUGGAUGCCAGGGGUCACUUCCUGUCCAACAUCCUGUCUCACCACGCACGACGUGUUCAGCGCCGGGAGGCCUCAGAGGAACCGGCGGACUUGGAUCGAGUCUUCUACCGGUUGUGGCAUGGCGGCCACAGUUUGCACUUUAACCUCACGCUCAACCCAAAACUGCUGGCUCCAGGCUUCCUGACAGAAAGGCGGUAUGGUGGCCUGGAGGGGGCAAAGAUCAGUCCGGCUGGAUCAUCGCAGUGCUACUACUUGGGUGAAGUGUCGAAUGAGGGAUCUCAGAGAGGAAGGGCAGCCAUUAGUACCUGUGAUGGACUAACAGGACUGUUCAAGUUGUCUGAUGAAGAGUUCUUUAUUCAGCCUUUGGAGAAGUCAAGUGCUGAGACCUCAGCACCCCAAGCCCACGCUAUCUACAAACGCCAUGCGUCCCUUCCCUCCUCGAGUCCAAUCACGCGGCCGGACUCAGGGAAACAAGCUGUCAACGGUACCUGUGGAGUUCAAAAUUCCCAUCAAAGUCUUGAAGACAUUGAGAGAGAGCGGGAGCGAUGGGAGCACCGGCAGCAGAGGAGAAGAAAGAGGAUUCGUCAACGUUCAGUCAGUGAAGAGAAGUGGGUGGAAACGCUGGUUGUGGCCGACCCGAAAAUGGUGGAGCAUCACGGGAGCAGAGCUGUGGAGAGCUACGUCCUGGCUGUCAUGAACAUUGUGGCGGGUCUCUUUAGUGAUGCGAGUAUUGGAAAUGCAAUCAACAUUGUGGUUGUCCGACUCAUCCUGCUGGAGAAGGACGAGGAUGACUUAAAGAUCACACACCACGCUGACAACAGCUUGAGCAGCUUCUGUAAGUGGCAGAAGACGCUCAACAUGAAAGGAGACGAACACUCGCUACACCACGAUGUGGCUGUUCUUCUCACAAGGAAGGACAUCUGUGCAUCCAUCAACAUGCCCUGUGAGACUCUGGGUCUGUCACAUGUGGCGGGGAUGUGUCAGUCACAUCGCAGCUGCAGCAUUAGUGAGGACACCGGCCUCCCGUUGGCCUUCACUGUGGCUCACGAGCUUGGACACAACUUUGGGAUUCAGCAUGAUGGCAACGGUAAUGACUGUGAACCCAUUGGGAAACGACCUUUCGUCAUGUCUCCACAGCUCCUGUACGGCACUUCCCUGCCCAGGUGGUCACGCUGCAGCCGCCAGUACAUAACCCGCUUUCUGGACCGUGGCUGGGGCUGGUGCCUGGACGAUACUCCAGUGAAAGAUAAGCUGUUUCUGAAUUUUGUGCUCCCAGGGGUUCUGUACAGUGCCGCCCAUCAGUGCCGGUUGCAGUAUGGAUCUGGGUCCGUGCUCUGCGAUGACAUGGACAAUGUCUGCAGCACUCUGUGGUGCACUGUGGGAACAACCUGCCACUCAAAGCUGGACGGGGCUGUAGACGGCACUAGCUGUGGAGAGGACAAGUGGUGUUUCAGAGGACAGUGUGUAGCAGUUGGAUAUGAGCCAGAGAGUGUGAAUGGAGGCUGGGCAUCAUGGAGCGAGUGGUCGGCCUGCUCCAGGACGUGUGGAGCCGGAGUCCAGAACGCCCACAGAGACUGUGAUAACCCAGUUCCUACAUACAGAGGGAAAUACUGUCUGGGAGAGCGACGGAGGUACAAGAUCUGUAAUGCCGCUCCAUGUCCGCAUGAACAGCAGAGCUUCAGAAGCAGUCAGUGUGCUACGUUCAACAGCGUACCAUACAAGGGCAAGUUCUACAAGUGGGAGUCUGUCAUCAACAGAGUGAACCCCUGUGAGCUGCACUGUCGCCCCCUCAAGGAAGAUUUUUCUGAAAAGAUGAGGGAUGCGGUGAUCGAUGGGACACCAUGCUAUGAAGGCAACAAAAGUAGAGAUAUGUGCAUCAAUGGCAUCUGCAAGAUUAUAGGCUGUGACUAUGUGGUAGAGUCGAGCGCUGUGGAGGAUCGCUGUGGGGUUUGUCACGGUAACGGCUCCACCUGCUUGACUGUGAGGAGGACAUUUGAGGAGAGUGAAGGACUUGGCUAUGUGGACAUCGGACUCAUCCCAGAGGGAGCCUGGGACAUCCGCAUCGAGGAGAUGGCUGAAGCAGGGAAUUUCUUGGCUCUAAGAAGUGACACCCCGAACAAAUACUUCCUGAAUGGUGGCUGGACGAUCCAGUGGAAUGGAGAUUAUAAAGCAGCGGGGACAGUGUUCACCUAUGAGAGGACAGGACACCUGGAGAACCUGACAUCUCCUGGACCCACCAUGGAGCCGCUGUGGAUUCAGCUCCUCUUUCAAGAGACCAACCCAGGAGUGCGCUACGAGUACACAGUCAGCCGGAAUAUCUCAGAGGACCACAAAAUCCCUGCAUCAGUUUUCUUCUGGAAAUACGGUUCAUGGACCGAAUGCAGUGUCACCUGUGGAACAGGUGUCCAGAGGCAGAUUGUUCACUGUGUGGAAAAGACAACAGGGAUCGUGGAGGAGCACUUCUGUGACCCUUCAACCCGACCUGACGAUAACCAAACCAGCUGCAGCAAGGAUCAAUGUCCAGCCCUAUGGUGGUCUGGAGAGUGGCAGAAAUGCUCGGCAAGCUGUGGCAGCUCAGGUCUGACUAAAAGGACGGUACUCUGUAUUCAGUCGGUGAGUGCUGAAGAGCAGGAAGCUCUGCAGCCCAGUGCAUGUAAACACCUCCCCAGACCUCGGGCACUGUCCUCCUGCAACACACACAUCCCCUGUCCGGCAGAAUGGAGCACUGGCAGCUGGUCUAAGUGCUCCCUGACAUGUGGAAGUGGGGUCCGCCGCCGUAAUGUGACCUGCUCGAGAAACACAGGUGUUGACUGUGACCCCCAGAAGAAGCCGCUUGCUGCCACUACCUGCUUCAUCCAGGACUGUCCACCAGCAGCGGAUAAUUUUGGUGGCAUGGACUGGUCAGGCAGCGGCUGGUCGAGCAAAGAGGUGCUCAAUGAAAUUAACUCCAUAUCUGAUGUCAAACCUCCCCCCAAAUACAGCACCACCAGAGCUCAGCCAAGAAACCAUAAAGACCUGAACAACAUAGUAGAGGGAGAUUUUCACUACCACAAUAACAUAGAAAAUACUGAUCAGACUGUGGAAAACAGUGUCCAAGUUGAUGAUUUUUACUACGAUUAUAACUUUAUCAACUUCCAUGAAGACUUGUCGGAUGAUUUUGACAGCGGUGGAAGUGAUUCAGAGAACAGCCGGGGGCUUGAUCCUCCUCAAGAGCCAACACCAGCACAUGUUGUAAAAGAAGAGGCUCACAUGGAAACUACACAAGUUCCCACAGCCUCUUCAGACUUUUCAAAGGCCUACACUUUGAGUGAAGAGCCACAGAACACAAAACCAGGUGGUAUGAAGGAUAAUGGGAAUACAGCAACAAAAGAGCCUUCACAAACAGAGUCUGAAAACUUGGAUGACCUUCUUUCAGAGGAUUUUCUUCUGCCUGUGUCUGCCACUCACUCACCUCCUCUAUCUUCAACACAGCAAACUCAGACACAAAAAGAAAUCCAUGACAUUCUACUGUGGCCUGAAAACCCCAUCACAAUGCCCAGUCCAUUGUUCCCUGAAAAUGAGCCAGCACAGGAUGUGAAAUGGGGACAGUAUGAAGAGGAGGCUGAAAAUAACUAUGACAAUUUCUCUGAGGAGGAAAACCCUUUUGAGGAGGUCACUCUGACUCCAAAACAUGCUGCUCCAACUGCAGGGCAUCAAACCACUGUUGAUACAGCUACAACAUUGGGUGCUUAUGAUGAUGAUGAGUACAGUUACAAUGAAAAAAGCACAUCAGGUCCUAGAGAUCUAAAUCUAGAUCUAGAGAGUCCAGAACUUUUAGACUCUCCCAUGCCAGAAACUGUGUUCCAGGUUGAAACUGAAUUUCACCUGGAUGAUAAUGUUUCCAAUAUACCUCAAACAACCACCCAGUCAUCAAUAUCUCUACCUGCUUUUGCACUGGGGGACUUGGACUUUGAUCAGACUAAUCCUACAACCGUUUAUACCACUAGUCAGUAUUCAUGGGAUGCUGAUCUUGACCUCAGAACAACCUCACUUCCUUCCUCUGGGGAAUCCACUCCUCUCCACAUUCCUUUUCUGCUAACCUCAGGUAACCGACAGUCCUCUGAUGACUCCACAUCAAUAACUGGAACAGAACUUAUACCUCCUACAAACUUGGGAGAAGACACAUAUCCUCUUCCAACUGAUUUCCAGCCAGCUACGGUGAAAAAGACACCGACAGAACCUGCCUCCACUGAAAGAACUGGAACAGAUUUUUCAUCUAAAGCUCUGUCCACCGAUCAUGCUCAUUUUGAAGACAGUGAAACAAGCAUUCCAGAGAUUGUGAGCAGCAGCAGCAGUGAUCAAGAUCCUUUACACCAGCUAACAACAAACACAGUAACCGUUCCUCUUCAGAGCACAACACCAGUGCAAGAAGAGGAAUCACCAACAUCUGCUGUCCCCAUAAUGCCAACCCAUCCACCAGAUUUUUGGCCAGCUCCUCAGCCGACAUCCGUCCAAUCUUCAGCCUCCACAGAAGUCACAACCCCUGCUUUUUGGAUCCUCGGCAACUGGAGUGCUUGCUCGACCACUUGUGGUCUGGGUGCCAUCUGGAGGACUCUGGCCUGCAGUACUGGCUCAAACGCUGACUGUGAUCCAGCCAAGAGGCCAGCACCGGCCCAGAGGUGCUACCUCCGCCCCUGCUCCAUGUGGAAAAUUGGGGAAUGGAGUAAGUGCUCCAAGAAUUGUGAUGACGGCUUUAAAUACCGAGAGGUCCAGUGUUUUGACAUGAGGGAUCAGAGACCUCUACGACCCUUCCACUGCCGAGCUAUGUCCUCCAGACCUCAGACCCAGGUGCCCUGUAACCCCCAGCCUUGUCUGGACUGGUACGCCUCCUCCUGGGGUGAGUGUUCUGAAGUGUGCGGGGGAGGUGAGCAGCAGAGAAUAGUCACCUGUCCAGAGGAGGAGCAAUGUGACCGAGAGCUUCAACCCAGCAACAUCCAAUCAUGUAACACCCAGCCAUGUGCUCAAUGGCUUACUGGAUCAUGGGGACAGUGUUCAGCUUCCUGCGGUGGAGGAGUUCAGCGCCGACUCAUCCAGUGUGUCAACACAAAGGGUGAGACGAACAAGGAGGUUCAUCAAACUGAAUGUGACCAUACACCGCAGCCUGAGAGCACCAACAAGUGUAACUUGCAGGAGUGCGAGGGUGCCCCCUCUGGAGCAGUUUGUCUUCGUGAUCGGCUAACAUUUCGUUUCUGUCAGACUCUCCGAUGGCUCGGCCGUUGCCUCCUGCCUAAUGUUCGAGCACAGUGCUGCAAAUCCUGCAGCCAGCGUUCCCGUUCUGUCAGUUCAUCUCGUCGCUGAGGUGCAGCAAAGUCACCACUUACAGGUCUCACCAACAGGAACACUAAGUACACCUCUGGCUGAUGUAAUGUAAAUCAUUUCAAAAUUCAGCAAUCUGAAAUCAGUCAUGACUUCUUCGUCACCCCUACCGAUUCUCUCCAAAGCUCUGCACAUCUGUGCAUGUGAAGCUCAUACACAAUGACGAAAUUAUUUUACAUGUAAGAAAAAAUAACCUUUUUCUUUGCAGAGCUACAAGGGUGUAAAUAUUUUUUUUGCAUUUUUUACUAUACAGUUUUACUAGAAGGACAUUUUAUGCAUCAAGAUUUUCUUUAAAACAGGUUUGGUGCUAUACAAUGGGGUUUCUUCUCAAUAUAAGGCUGUACUACACAUGUAGAUAAACCACUAACAGUUGGUACAAUGCUUUCAUUUUUAUGAAAGCAGCAGAUACAAAACAAUUUACCAGACAGGGACACAAAUCUUAUUGAAGUUUUAUUGAUAAUGUGGUACUAGUGUAACGAAGCAAACAAGAGAAAUUCAUGUGACACACAAUCAACUGUUUGCUGUUUUGCCCUGCCUCUCUUAGCUACUGUUGUUAAGUCUUUACAUUUUCAAUUAAGGCACAUAAUGUUGUUUACAUUGUGGUUUGGAGAUAGAAACUCUAUCAAGUCAACUAGAGUGAAUAGAAAAGCUGGCAUCAACGUUUUUUGCUGUGGCUAAAGGCUAAUUAGCUAUAGCUGAGCUUCAGGGAUAACUAUUCAGCUUAUUACCCAGCUACUGACUAAAGACAUGAAAAGUUGACUCAAAAUACUGAUUAAAGAUGAUUUUAUUGAUUCAAAAAUGACUUAUCUGUACAGCUACAGCUGUUUUCUAUUGAGCAUUAAUCACCGUUGUUUUGACUAAUUAGAAUCAAGUGUUUGUCACAGCUGGGUAAUCAGUGACAAACCCGGGUAAUAACAUUUAAAAACGGUAUCUAAACUACAUAGCCAAAUAUUUUUCUGAAAGGCAGAGGCUAAAGCUAACAAGUUUCAGUAGAGAGUUAACCUCCUCACUAGUUUACAUAUGUUGAAUUUGGAAAAAAUGAUACAAGCUUAACGUCCGCAGAAGCUUGUAAAAAACCUUUUCAAACUAGUUGUAUCAGUAACAUUUGUGUUAUUUCACACUCUCUUUUAAAAGGCACAAAGUAAAGGGUUGAUGUGAAACGUUAAGUUGCAGGAAAUAUUUGGUGCUAACAUUUCAGGUCAGGUAUUGGCAGGCCCAGUGCCUUAGCUUCUUGAGUAUUGGGUAAUUUGAUUUCUUUGUUUUAGAAACCACUUGACUGAAAGCAUUGAGCUAAAUGAAGCACAACAGAUUUUUGUGGAAUUAUUCAAAAUGGAGGGAAAUAUUUUAAAACAUGUUGACACUUCAGAUUGGGUUUACGUUGGUGUGUGUAUUAAGUAUAUGCAAUAUUUUAUACCUUUUGCAACUGGAGUUUAUAGUUGCUGUCAUCUACUUGUUUGUGAUUAUCUCUUUUUGAAACACCACAGAUUCAUCUUUACUGCUUGUUCCUGCAUUUAGAAUCACAUUGAACCAUUGUUAGCACUGACACGAAUGUAAGCUGCAAUUCACACUUCUCUCGGCAGGAACUGAAAUGCUAUUCUGGCUUUUCAGUACAUUGUUUCUUUGAGUAGAAAAAGAGGAGGAAAAAAUCGAGGUAGUGCUUUCAUACCACUAAUGUAAUAAGUCUUGUGAUGAGGCUCACAGUGAAGCUCAUGGGUCUGUCCAUUAAAAGACUCAGAGAAUCAGCACUGCAGUAGUAGACAAGCAUGUCUUCUGAGCACACUAGCAAAGAAACAAAGGUGCAGUUGUGUGUGGAGUUGAAUCAAACAGUUGGUGAUUAUUAUUUGAAAAAGCUGUUUUACUUUGCUAACUGUGUGUUAACAAUAAAUUGCAACUCAAGUCUACUUAUCUGUAAGGGCUAUUAAGGGUUGUUGUUUUUUAGGGAAAAGUGUUGUGUAAUCUGUAAUAGUGAAUUGUUCUCUACUGAUUACAGAUAGUUGGGAUCAAGCAUUUUAAUUAACAUUCAUGUGGUUUGAUUGGGCUAAUAUCUCAAAAUUACAUCAUUUAGAAAUUGUCCUCAGGGUUUGAUUGAUCAUACAUUAAGCCCUGCCUGCUCCUUGAUUUCUGUUGAAUCAAAGUGCAGGGCGUAUUGAGUUUGCAGCGAAAAUGGCCAAUCAAAACUAAAAUCAGAUUUUUUUUUUCCAACAAAAGGUCCUUGAUUAAAAACAGGGGUAGAGAGUGCAUAAUAAAGAUUUUAAUUGAGUGACCAUUCAUUUAGGCAUAAUAGCUGUAACCAGAAGAUUUGUAAAUAAACAAACUGUGCUUUUAACAUUUA
Notolabrus celidotus (New Zealand spotty) is the source of this 8328-nucleotide messenger RNA. RefSeq names its product A disintegrin and metalloproteinase with thrombospondin motifs 7. Gene Ontology annotation, biological process: proteolysis; extracellular matrix organization. The transcript is spliced from 24 exons. The record is from RefSeq and is a predicted model, not a curated record. Gene Ontology annotation, molecular function: metalloendopeptidase activity. Gene Ontology annotation, cellular component: extracellular matrix. The coding region runs from base 477 to 5978 and encodes 1833 amino acids. Lineage: Eukaryota; Metazoa; Chordata; Actinopteri; Labriformes; Labridae.